This is a messenger RNA of Bufo gargarizans (Asiatic toad), 6122 nucleotides long. It is a transcript of the gene LRRC7, whose product is annotated as leucine rich repeat containing 7. The record is from RefSeq and is a predicted model, not a curated record. The transcript has 22 exons. Bases 111 to 3989 code for a protein of 1292 amino acids. Gene Ontology annotation, cellular component: postsynaptic density; postsynaptic membrane; adherens junction. Gene Ontology annotation, biological process: neurotransmitter receptor transport, endosome to postsynaptic membrane; neurotransmitter receptor transport postsynaptic membrane to endosome. Gene Ontology annotation, molecular function: protein binding. Lineage: Eukaryota; Metazoa; Chordata; Amphibia; Anura; Bufonidae.
UCUUACCCUGCGAUGCAGAACACACACACGCUGUGAUGAGGCGGGAAAUAAUGCGCCGCUGAAGAUCGCUCUUCUGUUCUCCGCUGCUGGGAAGAGUGCAGUGCCUGGAGAUGACGACCAAGAGGAAGAUCAUCGGGCGGCUUGUCCCGUGCAGAUGUUUUCGAGGAGAAGAAGAGAUAAUAUCGGUUCUGGAUUAUUCCCACUGCAGCCUACAGCAGGUGCCAAAGGAGGUGUUCAGCUUGGAAAGAACAUUGGAGGAACUUUAUCUGGAUGCCAAUCAAAUUGAAGAAUUGCCCAAGCAAUUGUUCAGUUGUCAGGCUCUCCGGAAGCUUAGCAUGCCCGACAACGAUCUCUCAAAUCUGCCAGCAACCAUCGCCAGCUUAGUGAAUCUGAAAGAGUUGGAUAUCAGUAAAAAUGGUAUACAAGAAUUUCCAGAUAAUAUUAAAUGCUGUAAAUGUUUAACAAUAGUAGAGGCGAGCGUGAAUCCUAUAUCAAAGCUACCGGAUGGCUUUACGCAGCUUCUUAAUUUAACUCAGCUGUACCUUAAUGAUGCCUUUCUUGAAUAUCUUCCAGCCAAUUUUGGAAGGCUAAGCAAAUUGCGGAUAUUGGAGUUAAGAGAAAAUCAUUUGAAAACAUUACCAAAGUCAAUGAGCAAGCUGACCCAACUGGAGAGACUUGACCUGGGCAAUAAUGAGUUCAGUGAGCUGCCCGAGGGCCUGGAGCAAAUACAGAAUUUGAAGGAACUGUGGAUAGAUAACAAUGCACUGCAGACGAUGCCUGGGUCUAUAGGAAAACUGAAGCAGCUCAUCUACCUGGACAUGUCCAAGAAUCGGAUCGAGAGCAUAGAUAUGGAAGUAUCCGGGUGCGAGUCCUUGGAAGAUCUUCUCCUUUCCUCCAAUGUAUUACAGCACUUGCCUGACUCACUAGGUCUGCUGAAAAAACUCACAACUCUGAAAAUAGAUGACAAUCAACUUGUAGCACUACCAAAUACAAUUGGAAAUUUAUCUUUGUUAGAAGAGUUUGAUUGCAGCUGUAAUGAACUGGAGACUUUGCCGCCCACCAUCGGAUACCUGCACAGUCUGCGCACGAUGGCCGUGGAUGAGAACUUCCUGACAGAACUUCCCCGGGAGAUUGGCAAUUGCAAGAAUGUCACAGUGAUGUCUCUUCGGUCGAACAAGCUGGAGUUUCUCCCUGAAGAAAUUGGCCAGAUGCAGAAACUGCGAGUGCUGAACCUGAGUGAUAACAGGUUAAGGAAUUUACCCUUCAGCUUCACGAAACUUAAAGAACUUGCUGCUCUGUGGCUUUCAGACAAUCAGUCCAAAGCUCUCAUUCCUCUACAGACGGAAGCUCAUCCUGACACCAAGCAGAGAGUAUUAACCAACUACAUGUUCCCGCAGCAGCCACGUGGGGAUGAAGAUUUCCAGUCUGACAGCGACAGCUUUAACCCCACGCUCUGGGAGGAGCAGCGGCAGCAGAGGAUGACCGUGGCAUUCGAGUUCGAAGACAAGAAAGAGGAAGAGGAGGCUCCGGGAAAAGUCAAGGUUGAAAUCAAUCUCAAGAGAUACCCAACGCCAUACCCAGAAGAUCUAAAAAAUAUGGUGAAGUCAGUUCAGAACAUGGUCGGUAAAGGAAGUCACAGCUCUUCAUUGGAAAAUUCCAUUCCGACACCAACCGCCGAGCAGAAUCUGAAGGAGAAAUAUGAGCAUAAGUGGCCAAUGUCAACAAAAGAGAUGAAAUCCGAGGUUUCAAAUCGGGAACACAAGGAAUUCCAGAAGACCCAAAUCUCUGAUGCUGGAAACAUUCGUAGUUAUUCCCUAGACGUCCCAAAGAAGAAAGAAAAGGACGAGCAUUCGGAAAGAUCAGAGGAGCCCUUUGGACAUCGCACGACUGAAAUGCGUAUGGCUGAACUACGUCCCUCAUUGAUAGAGACCCCGUUGUAUCCACCAAAACUGGUUCUACUGGGAAAAGAUAAGAAAGAGUCCACAGACGAGUCAGAGAUGGAUAAGCACCAUCAUAACAGUGUGUCAUCAGGGACCUAUUCCGACUACUCACCUUCUCAAGCUUCUUCUGGCUCGUCUAAUGCGCGUGUGAAAGUGCAGAUUACCGCUAAAGAGGCUGUAAAUAGCUCAUUGUGGGGUAACAGGCUGACUCAGUCCUUCCCACAACCUCUCGAAACGAAGCCAUUGCUGAGCCAGCGGGAGGUGGCACCUAUAGGAAAUCUGCAGCAGCGCAAUGACCGGCAGAACCUCAAUGACUCUUUCACUGAAAACUGGGACAACAGCACGCACUACGACAACACCGGAUUUGUGGCGGAAGAAAACACAGUAGAAAAUGCAGGAGGUAACCCAAUGCUGUCUUCAAAAUCAAGAAGCACAUCCUCUCAUGGAAGGCGGCCAUUAAUCAGGCAAGAUCGAAUUAUUGGAAUACCUUUGGAGUUGGAACAACCAUCACAGAGGAACUCUCAAGAAGCAGACGUUUCUCCCAGCAAUCCUUGGCAAAACUGGACUCGGACUCCCAGUCCAUUUGAAGACAGGACAGCAUUUCCUUCUAAACUUGAAACCACCCCCGUCAAUAGUCCAAUGCCGGAACGGAAAGAACAUAAGCCACAGUCAUUAGAAAACCCAAGCACAUUCUCUUCAGGCCGAUCAUGGGAGUUUCAUGACACCAGCUCUAGUCGGAGCAUGGGAAAUGUAUUUCCACAUAGCCAUUGCCGUCCUGAGUCUGCCAAAAACACCAUAUCAGUGAGCAAAAGUACUGAAAGACUGUCGCCAUUAAUGAAGGACUUGAAGACGGGCAGGUUCAAAAAGUCUCAGAGUAUAGAUGAAAUAGACAUCGGGGCAUUCAAAGUGUACAACAUACCCUUACAAAACUAUGAUCGAAGACACCACAUGCAAGGAAGCCAUGACCGACCAGACUUUGGUAUGUUACAGGAGCAAAGUAUGUCUCGCAGUCAGUCGGUGCCAAUGCUUGAUGAUGAGUUGUUGGGUUAUGGAACCAGUAGAGGACAACAACAAAAGCCCACCACAAAGAAAGUCUACCAGUUUGACCAAAGUUUUAACCCAACGGGUGCAGUUGAAGUAAAGCCAGAGAAGAGAGUACCUCCUCCAUUUUCAUACAACCCUGACUCCUACUCCUCUCAGCAAACAAAGACAAUGGCAAAAGAUCUGAUCAGCCCAAGAGCCUACAGAGGAUACCCACCCAUGGAGCAGAUGUUCUCCUUUUCUCAACCUUCGGUCAAUGAAGAUUCCAUUCCUCCUCAGUUUACUAGUCAAGGAUCAAGGCCAGGAUUCUUGACAAGGGCAGAUUCUUUGGCAAGUGCCACAGAGAUGUCGAUGUAUAGGAGGGUGAGUGAGCCACAUGAACUUCCACAGACAGACCGGUAUGGCAGGCCUCCGUUCCUUGGGGCUAUAGAGCGCCAAAGCAGUAUGUCAGUGGCUGAAUCUCAGUUUCUAAAGAGAAAUGGUCGCUAUGAUGAUGAUCACACCUCCUAUCCAGACAUGAAGUCUCAAGGAAGCAGUUAUCAAGUCAAAACUCUUACACAGAGACGACCAUUGUCUGCCAGAAGCUACAGCACUGAGACCUAUGGGACCGCUCAAACCCGUCCUGUUUCUGCUAGGCCAACCAUGGCAGCACUGCUUGAAAAGAUGCCGUCUGAUUACAACUUAGUUAACUAUGGUGACAAGACCUCUGACAGUGACAUGAAGACAAGGCAGAAUCAGGGAAAAAUGGACGAUAGCUGUAAUAAAAUGCCGCCAGACUGGAGACAGCAGCUGCUUAGACACAUAGAAGCUAGAAGACUGGACAGGGGUAUCUUUGUUACUAGGGUUCAACCUGAUGGACCAGCAUACGGUGUGCUCCGGCCCGGGGAUAAGAUCCUGCAGGUGAACGGACACAGCUUUGUACAUAUGGAGCACGAGAUGGCGGUCUCGCUCCUGAAGAACUUUCCAACCACAGUGGACCUUGUAAUUCAACGUGAGCUUACUGUCUAAAUAUUUUUAUAACUGGUAAUGAUAUCAGACAGAUCUCCUUCUUUUAAGACAUUUUUUUUUGCCAAUUGCUGGAUCAAUGGCAAAGUUCAGUGCCAAAUGUAGAAUAAUUGUUGACUAUUGACUGACACGUGAUGACGCAAGAUUCAUAGGAAAUCUAACGUGGAUUCUAAUAAUAAUAAUUCUUAUAAUUAUAUUGUAUUUGUUUUAACCAUUUGCCUGAGGCUGAGCAUUUGGUGCAAUUUUAUAAAACUAAUAAUGUUUCUUCCCAAAGUGGAUUUUACUGUAUCGAGAGCGCGGAAGCACACAAGCUGCUCUUCUGGUUCCUGGGGGGGGAAAAAAAAAAAAAAAAAAAAAAAAGAAAUCGCCAUUAAGCACUGCCUCAAUAUUGUAUAUGCCUUUUAUAUAGAACAUAAAAAAAGACCUAGAAGGAAUCGCAAGUCAUAUUUUGACUUCUAUACAAAAAAAAAAGUGAGGAUUACAAAACAGAAGAAUAUUUUCUUAACUUAUGAAGAAAUUGAUAAGAAAGUAUUUAUUAAAGAUGUAGAUGUUACGCUGAAUUAAUAUUUCCCUUUUUUAUACAAAUAUAUAUAGAGAUAUAUAAUAAAACAAAUAGAUGCGUAUGCCUUAUGGAAACCACUUUAAACAUAUAAAAGUAAUUUAAUUGAUUUGACUUCAUUAAGACACAGAGGAGAGCUCGCCAGGUCAUCACACAUGUGGCGUUAGGGAAAUAGGUCAUUGGUCGGGGGCAGGCUGAAAAAGUAGGACUAAAGUGGAUAGCACUUCUCCCAAAUAAAAUUACCAAAAAAAAACCUGAUGGAUAACAAAUGUGGCCACCCAGGACCCACAAAGGGUUGUCACCCAGUCCUUGUGGGUUCUGAAAAGGGUGUAUUACUGCACGAGAAGGCAGAUUUGCUGAUUAGGUUUAUAGGAAUACCAAGUACCAACAGGGGUGGACUGAUUGUUUUGCCAUUAAGGCAUGACCAUAAGAACACUCCUUAAAUAAACCCCAAAUGGGUUUCAUAUAGGUGCGACCUGCAAUUGGGGCCCCCUUCUAUGACCCAUAGGAAAGAGCCGCUAAGAAGCAUUGGAUAUCAUUCUGGAAGACCCAGUCCAUCCAUGUAUUUAAUGUACAGAUAUUUAAUUGAAUGUAAUACUACAUUUUGCCUGUAGUGGCCACUGCAGGGGAAAUGAGCAGCCAAGAGAGCACGAUCAUCUGAUUGGACCUGCUGCUUUCAUAUUACAGGGAAUGUCUACCAUAAGACAACCCCUUUAAAAUGCAAGACAUGCAAAAAAAAAAAAAAAGAAAAAGAAAAAAGGAAAAACUCUAUUUAACCUAACCAAGUAUGUCAUGGCUGGUAAGUGGCCCAUGUCCUUCAAAGCCCAGAUCAUUCUUAAUACAUCUCUGUUCCCAACCCUUGUGGCAGCCAUAUUGGAUGUCACCAACCUUACCAAUAAGCUUAUAAUGUUUAAAAAAUAAAUAAAAAAAAAAUAAAAAAAACACCUCACAAGCUUCUAUCUAUUGUUACAUUUUUGCGUUUUUAUCUACUGGUAAAUUUUUGAUUUUAAAUGGAAACACCCUUUAAAAACUAAGUGCACUAUGAUCUGGCACAAGAUGUUAUCACUGGAAAGAAGGAGCGGAGGCACAGAAGAUAUUUAAAAGGAGAGCAUACACAUUAAAGAUUUGUAUUUUUCUCGCCCGAAUGGAAACCAAAUUGUUGUAAAAUGUUUUAAGAUGACCAUCCCAAAAACCCAUCAGUCAUUGGAUUCUGUGCUGGAAACGAAGGCCUAUAGAAGCAAUUAAAAAGUCAUCGCUCCAGUCGAUCAUUUGCACCGGAGCCGCCACCCUCUGCUACAGUCCCAGGAAUUAAUUCAAAAUUUUCUGAUUUCUUCCCCACCAUUGUACGGACUCUGCUUCCUCUCUUCUCCCCACGUUUCUAUGAACUUCAAUGAAUGUUAAGACUCAAGUUUUUUGGGGGUGGAUUUCAGUUCAUUAAUGUUUAUAAAAAUCUUUGUAUAUUUUUUAUGUUGUGGCAAGAUGGAGCACCGAGGACUGUUAGCUUUUCGACGGCAUGUGAUCUGUUUUACCCUUUUGGCUUUGUUUAUUACUAGGAUAUUUUUCCAUGCUUUGAAGCG